Messenger RNA from Mercurialis annua (annual mercury), 681 nucleotides. RefSeq lists its product as uncharacterized. Lineage: Eukaryota; Viridiplantae; Streptophyta; Magnoliopsida; Malpighiales; Euphorbiaceae. Bases 1 to 681 code for a protein of 226 amino acids. The transcript is spliced from 3 exons. The record is from RefSeq and is a predicted model, not a curated record.
AUGAAAGGGAAAGAGCUUAUGGAUUCCAGUCUACUUUGGAGAAUUGGUGAUGGUUGUUCUAUUGACAUUCGGCGGGAUCUGUGGAUUCCUAUGAGUCACAACCGUAAACUGUUAGGUGUUAUAAACAUCCCUGAUUGGAAUAGGGAUAGAUUGACAAACUCUCUUCAAGCUGAUGAUGUUGAGAAAAUUCUCCAAAUUCCCAUUAGUUCCCGGUUGCCUCCUGAUAAGCUUUACUGGCCUCUUAGCAAGAAUGGAAUUUACUCCGUCAAAUCCAGAUACUACGAAGCUUGCAAGUUGUUGGAGUGCACUAAGCCUGGUUCAUCUUCUCAGGUAAACACUGACUCUAGAAUCUGGACAAAGGUGUGGAGCUGCUCAGUCCCUCCUAAAGAUAGGUGCCAUCGCUCCGAGGAAUCUGCCAUGCAUGCCCUAAAAGACUGCGAUAUUGUGCGAGGACUGUGGCUAACUUCUCCACUAGGUCUCAGGUCUAAGUUAUCAGCUUGCUCCUCGAUGACAGAUUGGGUUGCAGCUAUGUUCAGGUCAUUAAAGAGUGAAGACGCUGUGAUUUUUGUGCUGAGUUUGUGGGUUAUCUGGAAUGAUAGAAAUAAUCUUGUGUUUGAUAAUCCGAGAGUCCCUCCGCCUUUCUUAUUCCAUUGUAUUCCAGGAUUCCUAGGUACAAUGUAG